AUGGCGGACAAGGCAGUCACCAUCAGAACCAGGAAGUUCAUGACUAACAGGCUUCUCUCAAGGAAGCAAUUUGUCAUUGAUGUUCUUCAUCCAGGGAGGGCCAAUGCCUCAAAGGCUGAACUCAAAGAGAAGUUGGCUAGAAUCUAUGACGUGAAGGACCCAAACACUGUUUUCGUGUUCAAGUUCAGAACUCAUUUUGGAGGAGGCAAGUCAACUGGAUUUGGUUUGGUCUAUGAUUCUGUUGAGAAUGCUAAUAAGUACGAGCCAAAAUCCAGACUUAUCAGGAAUGGGCUUGAUACUAAGGUUGAGAAGUCAAGGAAGCAAAUGAAGGAAAGGUCGUCAUAG
Messenger RNA from Lathyrus oleraceus (garden pea), 345 nucleotides. Its product is annotated as 40S ribosomal protein S24-1-like. The transcript has a single exon. Gene Ontology annotation, molecular function: structural constituent of ribosome. Gene Ontology annotation, biological process: translation. Bases 1 to 345 code for a protein of 114 amino acids. The record is from RefSeq and is a predicted model, not a curated record. Gene Ontology annotation, cellular component: ribosome. Lineage: Eukaryota; Viridiplantae; Streptophyta; Magnoliopsida; Fabales; Fabaceae.